AUGGAUACCCACGAUGUUCCCGCUACGCAGACCGUCAUCCUCCAACAGGAGGGCGGGGUCCUUCAAAUUACGCCGGAGUCACCCAUUCCAAAACUCAGUCCUCACCAGAUGCUCGUGUGUACCGCAUCCGUGGCUCUUAACCCUUGUGACUUUAAGAUGCCUCUCCGAUUUCCAACUCGGGGUCUCUGGGAUGGCUGUGACUUCGCCGGUACAGUCGUUGCACUAGGCAGUGAAGCAGUUUCAGAAGGACGAUUUUGCCUUGGAGAUCGAGUUUUUGGUGCAGUACAAGGCUCAAACCAAUCUGAUCCUCAGUCCGGGGCAUACUCUGAGUACAUUCGGGCGGAACCAGAUUUUACUUUCCAUGUACCGAAGGGGACCCCGCUCACAAUCGCGCCGGCUCUGUCGUGCACGGGUAUUGCUACUCUUGGAGUUGCGUUAUUUUGGUCCCUUCAGCUGCCAGGAAAUUUGACUGAGCCUUCAGCCAAGUCUGAAGACGUUUUGGUAUAUGGAGGAAGCUCUACCAUCGGGCUGCUGGCCAUUCAAAUGCUGAAGCUGUGUGGCCAUCGGGUGAUCACGACGUGCUCACCUCACAAUUUUGGGCUGGUGAAAUCCUAUGGUGCCGAUCUAGUGUUCGACUACAAAUCCACUACAUGUGCGCGAGACAUUCGCACGGCUACUAAGAAUGCACUCCGUUAUGUCCUUGAUCCGUUUGCAGAAACGAGAACACUCCGGUUGUGUCAGGAAGCUAUUGGCAGAACGGGUGGAAGAUAUUGCGCGCUGGAGCAGUACAAUGAGGUGCUGAUUUCACGAAAGACCGUCCAACAUGAGUUGGUCAUGGGAGGCGCCAUUUCCGGUAAAGGUGUGGAACUGCCUGAGCCUUACGGGAUUCCGCCCAGGCCAGAAAUUGCAGCGUGGGCGCGUCCCUGGUACCGAGCGCUUCAAAUUUUGAUUGACGCAGGCAAGCUCAGACCAAGCCCUGUUGAAGUAAUCCCUGGGCGUUUUGAUGGAAUUCUACAAGGCCUAGAGAUGCUUAAGAGAGGAGAUGUGUCGGGGAAAAAGUUGAUUGUCUCGCUACAGGAAAGUGCAUGA
Penicillium cinerascens is the source of this 1089-nucleotide messenger RNA. RefSeq names its product zinc-binding alcohol dehydrogenase family protein. Bases 1 to 1089 code for a protein of 362 amino acids. NCBI's taxonomy places the organism in Eukaryota, Fungi, Ascomycota, Eurotiomycetes, Eurotiales, Aspergillaceae. The transcript is spliced from 2 exons. Gene Ontology annotation, molecular function: oxidoreductase activity, acting on NAD(P)H. The record is from RefSeq and is a predicted model, not a curated record.